AUGCCAGUAUCCUGGAAAAAGCUAUGUCCUUGGCUCGGGGAUAGGCAACACACUAGCCCAGAUGUCUCAGAAACCAAAGAUCCCAAGGUCGAUCUAGUCGAAUCGCAACCCGCAGACUACGAUGCAGUCGCAUUCUCCAAAAUCAGAGCAACAGAGUCGAUGCGCACCUGGAAGGGGAGGUACUUCGUAUAUGCCGGACUCGGCCUGAUCAUGAUUAUCUUCGAACUCGACAACGCAACAGUAGGCACAUACCGAAACUACGCAACCUCGGCUUUCAACCAACUCUCCAUGCUCUCCUCCCUAAACACCGCAACCAGCAUCAUCGGCGCCGUCUUCAAACCCCCCAUCGCCAAGUUCUCAGACGUCCUAGGCCGCGCAGAAGCAUACCUUUUCACCGUCUGCUGCUACGUCAUAUCGUACAUCCUCUGCGCGGCCUCUCAAAACUUCAGUACCUACGCCGGAGGCGUCAUUCUCUACUCCGUCGGACAGUCGGGUAUAACCGUCCUCAACGCAGUAUUAAUAUCAGACCUAUCAUCAAUGCGUUGGCGAGGUUUCGCCUAUAACAUCCUCUACCUCCCCUUCCUCGUCACACCAUGGGUAUCAGCAUUUAUAAUUGACAGCGUCGUCAACGGCAUCGGCUGGCGCUGGGGAAUCGGCAUGUUCGCCAUCCUCAUGCCCUUCUGCGCUAGCCUUAUCAUAAUCACCCUCGCGGUGUUUCAAUCUCGCGCAAAACAAACAGGCCUCAUCCUCAAAGACCGUCUAACACUAUACGAAUUCUGCUCCCGCAUUGACCUCGGCGGAACACUCCUCCUCAGCGGCGGCUUUGCGCUCCUCCUCAUCCCGAUCACUAUCGCUUCGACAACAACCAGCCGCUGGAAAACACCCUGGGUAGACGCCUUGAUCGCCCUAGGCGUGGUCUGCCUAAUAGCUUUGUACCCGUACGAACGGUACAUCGCCAAACACCCCGUCGUACCAGUGCGGUAUUUCCGCGUCCUCGCAAUCGUAACAUCCGUCUGUCUAACAUGUAUCGACAACGUUGGUUUCGGGGUUACACACACUUACCUCUACGCCUGGUCAACAGUGUCAAGGGGGUUCUCCGCGCGCGACGCCCAAUUCCUAACCUACACGAAUGGCAUCAUGCAAGCGCUCACAGGGAUGAUAGUCGGGCUUGUUAUUUACCGUUUCCGCACGUAUAAAUGGAUCCUCGUCGCCGGCGCUGUAAUCCGGCUGAUCGGCUACGGGGUGAUGAUCCGGUUGCGCACAAACGAUAGUUCCAUCGCGGAGCUCUUCAUUGUACAAUUAGUGCAGGGAUUGGGAAGUGGGAUCAUCGAGACGAUUGUUAUUGUGGCGUCGCAGAUUGUUGUCCCGCAUAAGGAGCUUGCGCAGGUUACAUCGUUGCUUAUGUUGAGUGCGUUUCUGGGGAAUGGGAUUGGGUCUGCUAUUGCUGGUGGUAUAUACACUGAUACGCUGAAGAACCGGCUACGAGAGCGACUGGGAGAGGGGGUUGGGGAGGGGAAGUUGGAGGAAUUGUAUAAUUCGAUUACGGGGGUAUUGCCGGCGUGGGGAUCGACGGAACGGGGGGCAGUGAAUAGGGCUUAUUCGGAUGUUAUGGGGUAUAUGACGAUUGCUGCGCUUGGGAUUGCGGUUCCGGUGGUGAUACUAGCAUUGUUCGUUCCGAACAAUAGACUUGGCGACGGCCACAACCUCGUCCAAGACUGGUCAACAAACACCACAGCCACAGAAGAAACAGAAAACGAAAACGAAAAAUCAAAAGAAACACAAUGA
Molecule: messenger RNA, 1785 nt
Organism: Aspergillus glaucus CBS 516.65
Lineage: Eukaryota; Fungi; Ascomycota; Eurotiomycetes; Eurotiales; Aspergillaceae
Product: putative siderochrome-iron transporter
Exons: 5
Coding region: 1-1785 (594 amino acids)
Biological process (GO): transmembrane transport
Molecular function (GO): transmembrane transporter activity
Source: RefSeq, a predicted model, not a curated record